UUCCACAAGCCCCUUCGACGCGAUAUUUCGCCGUUCUCCGCCGCGCCAUUAAGCCGGCCGCUGGAGGAAAAUGGAAAGCGCCCUGAGCAUCAGUUGGGAUACGAAGUUGCUUUACAUGCUCAGUUGGCUGGAGAAUCAUACCUAAAGCAACGAACAACGUUUUGAAAUUGUAUGGCAAUGACGAGUUUAUCAAAAAUAGGGAGGGAAAUAGGAAAUGCUGUUCAGCAAAUAGGUAAUAAGAAAGGUGGAGGAUGGUAUGGCCCUUUCAUGGCUGCAGCCUCUAGAGCCAUCGUUGACCGAAUCCCAUUGGUUGAUCUUGUCCUUGAAAUCAGAGAUGCUAGGAUUCCAUUUUCAUCAGAGUUUGAACAAUUGAGGAACUACCCUUUUUCAUCUAGGCGAAUCUUAGUGCUCAACAAAAUGGAUCUUGUUAGUCAUUCUCAAUUAAAGGAGUGGAUGAACUAUUUUAACCAACGAAAUUGCAUUUCUUUUGGUGUCAAUUCCCAUAAUAGGGACAAUGUGAAAGAGUUUCUCAACUUUUUGCAAGCUCGAGUCAGGGAAUUGAAGAAAACUGAUCAUCCGAGUCAUACCAUAACGGUAAUGCUAGUUGGGGUUCCUAAUGUUGGUAAGUCAGCUCUUGUCAAGUCCUUGCAUCACAUUGGAAGGAUUAGUGCUGCAGAGAAAGGAAAGCUCAAGCAUGUAACGGUAAACCCACAGCCAGGAGAGACGAAAGACAUUAACAGCUUCAAGGUGACAGGCUUCUUUCCUUUCUGUCUUCUAUUUUCUCUGCAACUUGAUGCGCAUAAGAGGAUAAGAUUCCAGAUUGCUAGCCAUCCCAAUAUUUAUGUGUUGGACACCCCUGGUAUUUUGCCUCCUGAGAUCCAUGACAUUGAGGUGUGCUCCAAGCUGGCUUUAACAGGAGCUAUUAGGGACUCUUUUGUUGGGGUAAAGAAACUUGCUGAAUUUUUUCUGGCAAUUCUCAACUCCAGUGAUGAAUACAAGAAGUGGGCAAAAUUUUCCACCUAUGAGAAUGACAGAUCCAACUUGCAGCACAAUGUGGAGCAUUCAACUGGCCCUGAGUUGGAGAAGAAACAGAAAAGGCGAUAUCCCUCAGACCACACGCAGGAUUUUAUUGUACAGAAAGUUCGGCAGACUCUUUUUGAGGUAACUUCAUGUUUCGGUGGAAAUGUGGAAAAAGAGGAGGAUAUGGUAAGGCUUAUUGACCUACAAUUCAAAGCUUUAAAGGAAAUUUUCCAGGUUCCAGUGGAUUUAAGUGAGGAUCCUAACACUAAAGUUGCUUCUAAGUUGCUUAAUCUUUAUCGCACUGGGAGGCUUGGACAUUAUACUUUAGAUCCUGUUCCAAGGAGAACCUCAAAUUGACAGUCAAUAGGGGAGUCUUCAUUUCAGGGGCCAGUUGUUUCUUGCUCAUUUCAGUCGUUAUCCCCCGUCCAUAGCUAGAAAGGUUACAUGUUUUAUGGAGAAUGCCUGUACUUCUAUAUUUGUUAAUGAGAAUAUAUUUCAAGAAGUGGUGUACACAUUUUUGUAUUUGUAUUUGUAUUUGAUAUAAGAUACCAUGUUAUCAGGCUACCCUCAUUCAGUUCCAUAACUUUAUUAAACCAAAUCUCACUAAUA
Molecule: messenger RNA, 1629 nt
Organism: Pistacia vera
Lineage: Eukaryota; Viridiplantae; Streptophyta; Magnoliopsida; Sapindales; Anacardiaceae
Product: DAR GTPase 2, mitochondrial
Exons: 10
Coding region: 172-1377 (401 amino acids)
Cellular component (GO): mitochondrion
Molecular function (GO): GTPase activity; GTP binding
Source: RefSeq, a predicted model, not a curated record